Gaeumannomyces tritici R3-111a-1 is the source of this 1287-nucleotide messenger RNA. RefSeq lists its product as hypothetical. Gene Ontology annotation, biological process: regulation of transcription by RNA polymerase II. NCBI's taxonomy places the organism in Eukaryota, Fungi, Ascomycota, Sordariomycetes, Magnaporthales, Magnaporthaceae. The record is from RefSeq and is a predicted model, not a curated record. Gene Ontology annotation, molecular function: DNA-binding transcription factor activity, RNA polymerase II-specific; RNA polymerase II cis-regulatory region sequence-specific DNA binding. Gene Ontology annotation, cellular component: nucleus. The transcript is spliced from 6 exons. Bases 1 to 1287 code for a protein of 428 amino acids.
AUGCAGUUCCCCGAUCACUCCAUCCAGCGACCUAGGAGGAAGCUCGUAAACACGAGGAGCUUCAGGGACACCACCGUGGAAACUACAAAAGCCGGGUAUCGGGGGCGCACAACACCGGAGAGGGCCACUCGCAGGGUCCCAAAGACGAUUGUGGCCAACGCCCCAGUCGUAGGCGCGAGCCACGUCGGCAACCAUGUCGAGUUCAACACCUGGGUCGAUAAGCUCAUGAAAAUCAUCCAGUCCAUGCCCGAGACCGGGACCCUCGUCGAGUCACUAAAGGCGGUUGCCGUUUCGCCUACUAAUGAGCAGAAGCCUGCCAGCGAGAAGCUAACUGUGCGGAGAUUUGCCUGCCACUUCCGCGGGUGCCUGAAGAAGUUCGCACAGAAGGCACAGCUUGACACCCAUGUCCGAUCCCACACGGGCGAAAGACCAUAUGUCUGCGAGUUCCCCAACUGCGACAAACGCUUUAGCCAACUCACGAGCGCAAGCACACUGGAGAAAGGCCCUGUCUGCGAUAUUUGCGGCAGGCGCUUCGACCAGGGCGGUAACCGGCAGGCAUACAAAAAGGUUCACCAAAAGACAAAAGAUUUCAUUUGCAAACUGGAGGGCUGCGGCAAGAAGUUCACCCAACGUGGGAACCUCAAGAGCCACCAAAACAAAUCACACCAACAGUUCAUGGACCAAACUAUGGCGAAACUGGAGAAGAUCUCGCUGGAGAACAUGUCGCCGAAGGACAAAGAGCUCGUGAUAUAUCUGGCCCUUCUCUACAAGAACUCGAAUAAGGGGAUUAAGGGCCGAGGCAUCCAACCUCCGGGCUAUCGCCUGGGCCGCUCCGACCGCUCAUCCUCGAUGUUAUCGUCGGUGCACUCCUACUCCCCAACCAAAUCCGAAGCGAGCUUGACAUUGAGCCCUUGCACUGCCGGCCCGCCCCUACAGCACCACUACGGUGGCCAUGCCCAGCAGCACCAUCACCACCAACAGCAGCAGCACCAGCCGCGCCACCCGGACCAUCAAGAUAUUUCCUCUUACCACCCAUCGAACCCUAUUCCGACACAUCACCACCAGCGACCUCACGCACUUUCGGGCAGCAUCCGAUACCCGUACAACGGCAUUAUUUACCGCUACGAAAUGCCGAAGCAUUCGCACACCUACAGCGGUAUCCCGGUCACGGCGUCUUCCUCCACGUCAUCUCCGGUCGCCAUUGUCUAUAGCGACGACAGCGGCGCCGUUUACCAAAGCGACGACAACGGUGGCCGUGAGUUGGAGUUUGGUGAGAGGAUGUGCUAA